AUAUCUGCUAAGAAGCUUCUUCUCUGACCCCUCCACUUCAAAGUUUUGAAUUGAACUCGUCUCUUUUUUCCUCUCUAACAUCAUCAAUGGCGUCUCCUUAAACAUCAAAAAUGGAAAAAGAUUCAAUCUUUACCCACGUGAAAUCAAAUUAUCUUCUCUCCCUCUCUUGCUCUCUAAACAAAUGCCAAGCGUAAUUGCCAAACUCUAUAGCGUUUUCUUCAAAUAUCACCAAAAGCACCUUCUGCAGAGCCUGUCACAACCUUCUUUCAGCGAUAAAGCGGGCCCUUUUGGCUUAACCUCUCGGCCCCAUGAAUCUAUUGCCCCCAGCAAUCCUUUAUUCACUGACGGUGUCGCCACCAAGGACAUCCACGUCGACCCCUUUUCUUCUCUCUCUCUCCGCAUCUUCCUCCCUGAAACUGCUCUCGCUUCCCCAUUGGCUACUCGCCGUGAUUACUAUGUACCCACUUAUGGAGGGUAUUCGCCGCCGGCGGGUAAGUUCAACAGGAAGUUGCCUGUGAUGUUGCAGUUUCACGGAGGUGGGUUUGUGAGUGGGAGCAAUGAGUCGGUGGCAAACGAUGCGUUUUGCAGGAGGAUAGCCAAGUUGUGCGACGUAAUUGUUGUUGCUGUUGGGUAUAGAUUGGCACCUGAGAGUAAGUACCCGGCUGCUUUUGAAGAUGGCCUCACGGUUUUGAAUUGGUUGGCCAAGCAGGCAAAUUUGGCUUCUUGUAGGAGAUUGAGUCUUCAAAGCCGUAUUUUUGAUAGCUUUGGCGCUUCCAUGCUUGAGCCUUGGCUUGCAGCUCAUGGAGACCCUUCCAGGUGUGUAUUACUUGGGGUGAGCUCUGGUGCAAAUAUAGCAGAUUAUGUGGCACGAAAGUCUGUAGAGGCAGGCAAGCUAUUGGAUCCUGUUAAGGUUGUGGCCCAAGUACUGAUGUACCCUUUCUUCAUUGGAAGCACCCCCACACGUUCUGAAGUUAAGCUGGCAAACUCAUACUUCUAUGACAAGGCUAUGUGCAAACUGGCAUGGAAACUCUUCCUACCUGAAGAAGAAUUCAACCUAGAUCAUCCAGCUGCCAACCCUCUCCUCCAUUGGAGACAACCACCUCUUAAGUACAUGCCGCCAUCGCUAAUAGUUGUGGCAGAACAUGACUUUAUGAGAGACCGGGCCAUUGCUUACUCAGAAGAACUACGGAAAGUUAAUGUGGAUGCGCCUCUUCUUGAUUACAAGGAUGCAGUGCAUGAAUUUGCUACACUUGAUGUGCUUCUCCAGACACCACAGGCCAAAGCAUGUGCAGAGGAUAUCUCUAUAUGGGUGAAGAAAUAUGUAUCUCUUAGAGGCCAUGAGUUCUCUUACUGAAUGAAUACGAAAGGUAAAAACAGAUUAUGAAGGGAAAAGAUUUGCUUUGUUGGCAUAGAAGCACGGUUGCCCCUUUGUCAUUUAUGAUGUUGGAGAGGAGCAGCAUUCUUGUAAAUAUGCUGGGGAUAAUAGCUUCCAGCCAGUUUUCCAUUAGUUACUACUUAUGUGAGGAUUUGUUUCCUUUCUUGUAAAGAAUAUACUGUUUAUCAGAACUUGGGAUUUUCUGGAAUUUUAGAUUGUUGUUCCCUAUAUAUACUACAAACAUUCUUUUUUCAA
Molecule: messenger RNA, 1630 nt
Organism: Hevea brasiliensis (rubber tree)
Lineage: Eukaryota; Viridiplantae; Streptophyta; Magnoliopsida; Malpighiales; Euphorbiaceae
Product: probable carboxylesterase 16
Exons: 2
Coding region: 182-1354 (390 amino acids)
Molecular function (GO): hydrolase activity
Source: RefSeq, a predicted model, not a curated record